AAAUGUGUGUAUGUAUGUAAAUGCAAGCUAUAUUUCACUGCUGGUUUGUGUUCACCAGAAUGUGAAUGUCCCACUGACACUUGCUUCCAGACAAACAGGUCUUUGAAUGAGGAAGAAGGGCGCUUUGUCAGACACAAGCGUUAGGAUUGUUCCAUACAGCAAGAGUGUGUGCAUGUUGUGUGUGUGUGUGUGUGAGAAAGAGAUUAUGUGUGUCUCUUUGAGAGAAAGAGUGUAUGUCUGUGAGGAAGAGAUUGUGUGUGAGGGAUUGUUUGAGACAGAGUGGCGUGCCUGUGUGUAUGUGUGUGUGUGUGUGUGUGUGUGUGUGUGUGUGUGUGUGUGUGUGUGUGUGUGUGUGUGUGAGAGAGACAUUGACUUAGAGAGGAAAAACAGGACAAGUGUUUGGUAUUUCUGUCUGCAUUUCAGUCUGAUAUCAACAGACAGGGAGUGUGUGUAUGCGUGCAUUCUGUAUGUGUGUUUUGUGUUUUUUUUCUGUUGCUGUUGGUCAAAAUGGAAGCAGAGCAGCUCAAACACACGACAGCAUCUCGCACAGCUACAGUUCAUGCGGCCACACUCAGCUGCUGAAAGAGCGCAUCGUUUGUAUUGUUGCAUCUCUGGUCUCCUCCUUCCUUCCUCCUCCUUUCCCCUCCCUUCACUCAUCCAUCCAUCCGUCCACCCCCUCUCCUCUCCACACACGCACACCGACUUGCGCAUCGCCUCCUCCGGCACAAUGACCAACGAUUCCCCGGAGGAGGAGACCCGAGUUCCGGGCGGCGGCGGCGGAGGAGGAGGAGGAGGUGGGAGAGGAAUCGCACGAAGAAACCGGGCGGACGACAAUGUCACCAUCCUGACAUCCUCCAUGGAUUUACACAGAGCCAGCCGGAGCCGCGCCAGCAGCAGCAACGAUGCCGCCCCGAGCCUCACAUCCUCCGUGGAUCUCAGCACCUCCUCCCUGGAGCUGAGCAUCCAGACGCGGAUCUUUAAGAUCAUCGUCAUCGGGGACUCCAACGUGGGGAAGACCUGCCUCACCUUCCGCUUCACCGGGGGGAGCUUCCCCGAUAAGACCGAGGCCACCAUCGGUGUGGAUUUCAGGGAGAAGGCGGUGGAGAUUGAAGGAGAGACUAUCAAGGUGCAGGUAUGGGACACAGCAGGCCAGGAGCGCUUUCGUAAAUCCAUGGUGGAACACUACUACCGCAAUGUCCAUGCAGUGGUCUUUGUGUAUGACGUCACCAAGAUGACUUCCUUCCGCAACCUACAGACAUGGAUAGAGGAGUGUAAUGGCCAUCGGGUGUCAGCAUCAGUACCUCGAGUCCUGGUGGGAAACAAGUGUGACCUUGUGAACCAAAUACAGGUCCCCUCCAACAUGGCGUUGAAGUUCGCUGACGCCCACAACAUGCUGCUGUUUGAGACGUCGGCCAAGGACCCGAGGGAGAGUCAGAACGUCGACUCCAUCUUCAUGUCGCUGGCCUGCCGCCUGAAGGCCCAGAAAUCCCUGCUCUACAGAGACGUGGAGAGAGAGGACGGAAGAGUCCGACUCACACAAGAGACUGAAACAAAGAGUAAUUGUCCUUGUUGAGGAAAAGGAGGAGUGGGAGGCGUAAUGGAGGGGAAGAGAGAAGAGUAACUGUACAUGUCAAGGAAGAGGAGGAGAGGGAUGAUGGGAGAGUGAGGCUAAUACAAGAGUCUUUUAAAUUAAGUGCAACUUUUCUGGUUUAGGACAAGGAUUGGGGGUUGAAGUUGUCACUAAGAGCAAUGUGUUACACGGAAGAGGAGGAUAGGGUGGAAACAGUGACGCUCGAGCAAGAAACAUCAUCAAUAUUCUUGUUCGUGAGGAUGAAGAUAGGGAGGAAAGAGGGUGGCGAAGACAGAGGGAAAAGAGAUAAAAAGGGAUUGGGGGGUGACGCAUUUAUUAACAAUUCAGAAAUGAGACAAUGUUGCCUUUUAGACUACAGUAGAAAUUCUUCCAUGUAUUCAAACAUAGACAGAAACUGAGUGCUUUCAGUGUGCCCAGUGCACAGGCAAACACAACACGAUUAACAUAUGAGUCAUUUGAGGAUCUGUGUUUAUCACAGCCUUUAUUAACAGCAACAUUCUGAGGCAACACAUUAGAACUGUCCUAUUUUUGCUGCCUUGUCCUUACUGAUUUCCAUCCACAUCCUAGCUUGAAAGCAGCAUCUCUUGACCUUUAUCUACUGCCUUAAAAAGCUGCUUCUGUCUUGGUUUGAAGAAAUCAAUCAAGAUGAUUUUGGUUCAUACAACCAACCAAACACUCUGGCAGCCUCUUAAAAGGAAAUAUAAACUAUUUUAGAGGGAGGACUCUUUUUUGUGUCCGUUUUAAUGUACCUGAUGUCUAUCUAGGUCAAUCCUUCACAAGUAGGACACUUAAAAAUCACUGUGAGAUCACAAAUACAUGGGAAAAAUGAAAAAAAAACACAUCUUAGAGAACAUUAAUGUGGAGAAAUUAGGGGCAAAAGGGAAAGGUGAGCUCAAGGGACCUGUGCAGGAAGACCUUGACAACAAGGUUUCCUGCAAACGGACCAUCUAGAGGUUGUCAGGCAGAAUGUCGCGUAUUGAUUUAGAGGCUGUAAGAUCCUCUUACCCUCAUGUAGGAGAAAUGCACUCUCCUACAAAGAAGAGCCUUCAUGGCAAGGUUCCUUUUUCUCAUCUAAACCCGAUGUAAACAUAUCCCCUCCACGCUUAACUUCUAGCAGAGUGGCUUAUCCAGUUUUCCCUUUGUGUGCAAAUGCAAAAAACAUCCAGUCUUUGCCGUACGUGACUUCCAAGAUAGCCAAUCCGCCACCGCAAUUCCAUAUUCUGUAUAUUUUUCAAAGUAAAGGCCUUCUGUCUGUCUUAGACGAUGUGAUCUCACAUCAAUAUCACUGCCUCCAGUCUCAGAGAGGGCAGGAAAGAUGAUAGAAAACUGUGACCCCUGUAUGCAUAAUGGAUAUAUUUAUAUUGCUACACAGCCUGAGCCUGGAUGUACACUAUGAGCAGACUUAAGCCUGGUGUGUGUAUAAAGGAAGUCCAGGAGUAUCCAAGCCAUGGAUGAUACAGGCUGCAUGAAUCCCUGUAGAAAGCCAUAUUUAUUAUUUAUUGUCCACAGAGAUGCAGUAUACUUUACAUUGAGAUUGCUCCCAGAUGAUGUGUUGUGGUUGUAGAAGAACACACUGUACGUAACUCAGUGUUGGAGCUAUGACGCCUUUGUAAUAAGGCAUCAAUCCACAAGCGUCACUGCGAUGCCGUCAGUUAGAUAUAGCAGCAUCUUCGCCAUGUCCUUCCCUAAUUUAACACUGUAGCCUACUUCUGAGCAAUGCUAUAAAUACAUUUGGAUGCCAUAUGUGAAAAAAUUCAGAUCAGUGAGCAUUUCAGAUGGGUGUUCCCUCCAAGCUGACAGUCUGAUGACCUAAUUAAUUCAUCCCAUCGAGCAAUUUUAACACAUCCAUGGAGCUAUUGUCUGAGCUGUAUCAGGUUUUGUUGAUUUUUUUAGUCAGAAUUUCUCCUCCUCUGUUCUUCUUCUAACAGUGGCAGUGGGAUCAAGCAGCCGGUACGGGCGAAUGAAAUCAGAUUACUGUAAAAUACCAGGAAUUGCUGUUUUCAUCCUCACUGUAUGUACGGGAAAAUCUGUGACACUCACAGCCAAAAGAACACAAAAACUGGGAUAACCAUUCAUCCAUUUUCUAAACUGCUUAUUAUUGCCAGGGCUGUGGUUGGGUACACCCUACAACUUUUUAUCCGUUAACAAAUAACUGUGGCUCUGUCAUAAUGUGGCUAAUUUAGUCGUGAUACGUGGGAGACAACAAGCCUAAUAGGAAGCAAAACAUGGUGUUGGAAAAAGAAGAAUGUGCCUGCAUUUUGUUUUUAUAAUCUUAACCAGAUCUGAAUAAAAUAUCAAUUGACUUCAUCACUCAUUAGGCUACAGUGAAUUUCACAUAUCGCAUUAAGCUGUCUUUCAAUUUUCUAUUUCAAAUAUUUGAAAUCAUAACCAAUUUGUAUUUUAUCCAGGUCUAAAGGUUAAGAAUACAAAUGUACAGUAUGUUUGCUUGCCUUCCUUUUUUCCCUGUACAUACACUGUGUUUUAUUUGUUAUAAUAUCUGGCUUCAGAUGAUUUGUGUCUUUUUUUUUAACCCACGUUUGCUCUUAAAGGGAUAGCUUGAAAUUUGGAAAUGUUAAAAGCCAGGCUACUGUGUGUGGAAUGAAUUUGCUUAUUAAUUGCUUGUGAGAUUGGGGCAGAAUCUCUUGAUGAGUUAUAAAGGGUUGAUAGAAAAUGUAUCUGCAAUUAUUUUGAUAACUGAUUUAUUGUUCCUGUGAUUUUUCACAACUUUCCUCUGAUUUCAGCUUCACAAAUGUCAAUAUUUGCUGGUUUUCUUUGUUCCAUAUGAAUAUCUUUGGGUUGUAGACUGUUGGUCGGACAAAACACAAAUUUGUGAUUGUUUCAUUUUUCACUAUUUUUCACAUUUUAUACACAAAAGUAAUUGGCAGAAUAAUCAAUAAUGAAAAUGAUUGUUAGUUGCAGCCCUACAGGUACAACAUUACCUUCAGGUAAUUCACAUAAUAGUGUCAGUGCAGGCUACCUUGUAGCUAGCUAUUUUCAGCCUUCAAUUAACUGUGACACAGCCUGCAGCUAUCCUAAUAAACCUAUACACCUAAUAGAAAUUAUGAUAAUGUGAUAGUUACUAAUAUGCAUGUAGGGGAAAUUCCUUUCUUCCUACAGGGGAAGCUCUGGGGUGUCACAGUGAGCUCAACAGUGCAACAACAGAGAAUAAAAAGGGUAUUAUUAUUAUGAUUCUGUAAAUGAAUGAAUCCCUACAUAAAAAUAGACACAAAAGACAAGAAAGUUGAAAUUCUAGUUUUCAAUUAUUUUGGGUUUAUUGACUUUCAGGUUCAAUAGAUCUCCUGUAGCAACCUGUGUGACUGACACAGGUCAGGGGUCACGUCCCAACUGUUGGCUAAACUUCAUUUUUCAGGGUGAAAGUGAAUCUAUUCUCUAAUCUAAAAGGAAUUAAUAUGGAUUUAUUUUGGUUUACGCUCCUCUGAGCUUAAUGUGACACCACAGAAGUUGGAGGUCAGUCUGCUACAGAACAGCAGCUCUUAUUCAACUCCUCCACAUGAUGGAUGGACAGGGAUGUGUUCUACCUAGUCAAUACUACUACAAAAAAAAGUCAGAUUAAAGGUUAGUUACUCCUUUAACAAAAGCCUUAAGAGUGGUGUUGCUUGAUGUUUUUCAUCAUUUUAUUAGAAUUGUUAAAUCUGAGAUGACAAUGUUUUUAGGCUGUGAGUUUGUUAUUGUUUUGGACUGUAUCAGAUUGUCUUCUACUGUAUGUUUCAUAUGUAACAUUGUGGUUGUUACAAUCUCACAAAGGGACUUCUGAUAAAACUUCUGAAGACGC
Molecule: messenger RNA, 5384 nt
Organism: Dicentrarchus labrax (European seabass)
Lineage: Eukaryota; Metazoa; Chordata; Actinopteri; Moronidae
Gene: rab33a
Product: RAB33A, member RAS oncogene family
Exons: 5
Coding region: 107-1573 (488 amino acids)
Biological process (GO): Rab protein signal transduction
Cellular component (GO): Golgi apparatus; endosome
Molecular function (GO): GTP binding; GTPase activity
Source: RefSeq, a predicted model, not a curated record